GGCGCGCUCGUGAUUGGCUUGACCAGAAAAGAAGGAUGCUGCUGUGAUUGCUGAAUUGUCUGGGCAGGGUUUUGCAAGCUCCCCUGACCUGUGUGUUGCCGUGGAAAGGAGGAGAGGGGAGGUCUGCUCUCUCUAGGAUCCUGGGAUUACCUCCCAUCAGGAGCCUUCAAUGCCUACCCAAGGGACUGUCAACAUGGAGUUCUGAAGUCCAUGUGGCUCCUCACAGUGAACCAGGUGUUCAGGAAAAUGCAGAGACGCCACAGCAGCAACACGGAUAACGUUCCACCUGAAAGAAACCGCAGCCAGGUGCUCAGCUCUGAGGCCAGUGUGGAUGAAGGCGGCGUCUUUGAGAGCCUGAAGGCAGAGGCCGCGUCUCCCCCAGCGCUCUUCUCCGGCUUAACCACCUUAACCGGCCUGCCCACAGGCAGCAUCCCUGCAAACCCCUUCCCAUCCAGCCUGGUGCUGGGGUCCUCAGCCAGCGGCGGGGACGUCUUCAUCCAGAUGCCGGCCUCCAGGGAGGAGGGCGGGGGCCGGGCUGAGGGGGGCACCUAUCACCACCGCCAACCCCCACACCACUUCCACCACGGCCACCGAGGUAGCUCCCUGCUGCAGCAUGUGGGUGGGGACCACCGCGGGCACUCAGAGGAGGGGGGCGAGGAGCAGCCCGGGACACCUGCGCCUGCCCUGUCCGAGCUGAAGGCCGUCAUCUGCUGGCUCCAGAAAGGACUGCCCUUCAUCCUCAUCCUCCUGACCAAGGUCUGCUUCCAGCACAAGUUGGGCAUUGCCGUGUGCAUCGGAAUGGCCAGCACCUUCGCCUACGCCAACUCCACGCUCCGAGAACAGGUCUCCCUGAAGGAGAAGCGGUCGGUGCUGGUCAUCUUGUGGAUCUUAGCCUUUCUGGCGGGCAACACCCUAUAUGUGCUCUACACAUUCAGUUCCCAGCAGCUAUACAACAGCCUCAUAUUCCUGAAGCCCAACCUGGAGACGCUGGACUUCUUCGACCUGCUGUGGAUCGUGGGGAUCGCAGACUUCGUACUGAAGUAUAUAACCAUCGCCCUCAAGUGUCUUGUGGUGGCCCUGCCCAAGAUCAUCCUGGCCGUCAAGUCCAAGGGCAAGUUCUAUCUGGUCAUCGAGGAGCUGAGCCAGCUGUUCCGAUCGCUUGUCCCCAUCCAGCUGUGGUACAAAUACAUCAUGGGAGACGACUCCUCCAAUAGCUACUUCCUGGGAGGGGUCCUGAUCAUCCUCUACAGCAUCUGCAAGUCAUUCGACAUCUGUGGCCGCGUGGGUGGCGUCAGGAAAGCCCUGAGGCUUCUCUGCACCUCUCAGAGUUAUGGAGUCAGGGCUACUGGGCAGCAGUGCACGGAAGCCGGAGACAUCUGUGCCAUCUGCCAGGCUGAGUUCAGAGAGCCUGUGGUCCUCAUGUGCCAGCAUGUCUUCUGCGAGGAGUGCCUGUGCCUCUGGCUGGACCGCGAGCGUACCUGCCCGCUCUGCCGCUCCGUGGCCGUGGACACGCUGCGCUGCUGGAAGGAUGGGGCCACGUCUGCACACUUCCAGGUGUACUAGGGCCGGAGACCGAGGCCGUGAAGCUCCCAGCCACUGAGGGCGCUCUCAGCACUGCUCUCCACCCUCCUCUACCUCUUGAACCUAAGACCCUGCUCCCCCCUUCACCUGCCUUCUCUUCUGUGGGGCCUGUGAGCUCCGCAUCCUAACUCUGACACGUGGUCUCCACCCAGGUGGAAACCCACCAGAAGUCAGCUGGAAUUGAACUGGUAACACCUGAAAACCCACUUCUGGUUCAUUUUACACCGGGGUGUUGGUGUUGGUUAGCGACCUAGUCCCUAACGCUGCAAACUGGGUAGCGGCCUGAAGAUGCCUGUUUGCCUGAGGAUGGCCAAGUCCAAGGAUUCGCGUCACUGUGAAGCACGCUCAGAGGGCAGGGCCACACUCUGCCCCGACUGGCAGUGGUUCCUGGACGCACCACUUAGCGUGUGCCAAGUACAGGUCCCGCAUCAGCAUGUGUUUCCUUAUGUCGUCUCUCAACAGUGCUGGGAUGGAGGUUCUGCCAAGUCUCCAUUUACAGACAAGGAAACCGAGGCACCGAGCUUAGUGCAACAACCUCUCCAUGGCAGACUAUAUUCCCGACCCCAGAGCUGCCCUCUUCUCCACCUCACUGACCACCUGCUCAGGCAUCGCAUGUGCAGGGCUGCCCAGCAGAGAGGAUGUUAACCAGUUACCAGGUGGUUUUGGUGCCCACCCUGGCCAAGGAUCAAUGACCUGGGUGCUGCAAAUUGUGUAGGAACGGUGACAGUGAGCUAAUAGUAAUGGUGACCUCAAUGCUGGUGUGACUGGGUCCACCAGAAGACUGGUCCCUUAAAAUCAACACUUUUAUGGGCUCUGGCAGGAGUGUGCAAUCCCAUGUUCGCAUCAAGAAAGGCAAGCAAGCGUUGGCACAGAUGUGGGUACCACCCAGUCCCCACUCCCAUCCUUAUUUUUCUUGCCCUCUAUUCUUGUCCUCUUCCUCAGUGGACUGUCAGGCCUGGUGACUGUCUUCCCCACCCCAGUAGCCUUCAGGGCGAACAAGAUUUUCCCACAGGCCGAGAUGGUGGCAAAGAGCCCAGUAGCCAUCCGUGUCUGAGUGAACUCAGACAGUGAACUCAUCCGAGUCUGUCAGUGAACUCCUUCUUCUUCACCCAUAGAGCCCUCCCUGCUUUGCAGUCUGGAAUGCGAGGGGACAGGUUACCACAAAGAAGCCAUUGGAAUCCUGCCCGUCCUGCCCCUCUCCCAACACUCAUCUUCUUAUUGUCAGCCCCAGCUGCAGCUGUCCAUGAGGCUGGGCAGCAGAUUAACUUGGGAGCCCAAGAAGAAAUGAGAGGAGGGCACCCAGCUCCUCGUGGUAUCGAGCCCCACCCUGAUCAAUCUGGGACAUCUGCCCCUGGGUGCCACCAAACCAGGACUUUGUCCUUUGCUUGUCAACCCUGGUCCCCAGCAAGACAUCGCUUCCAGAGCAGGGUGAAGUCUUUCAAACUCUGUUACUAUGGAAAUGGCCAUGAUGCUACAAUUCCACUUGCCCGGAUAACCAGGUAGGAAGGGGAGCCACUGUUCUGUGCUUCCAGCUUUGAGGGAAGCCAGAGGAGCUGCUCCAACAGGUUUCCAUCAGAAAGCUUUCCCUCCCUGCGGAUGUCGCCAAGGACAUUAGAGCACCCUGAAUGGGAGGAGCAGGUGAAGCAGCAUGCCAGGGGCAGACCUGGGACGCCAUUCCAAAACGCCUGUGGCUUUGGGAAGUCACUUCAUCUCCCUGCUACCAAGAGCUAGUGCAUACAAGGGGCUGCUGGAACAUAGAUUCCUAGAGCCCACGCACUGGUCUCACUUUCUCCAUGCAGCGUGUGGGGUAUGUGGCCCUGGGGCUCGGAGGUGGGAGGGAUGGUUGCGGUGCGGACUUCAUCCACACUCAGUCCCAGCCCUCUGCGGGGAAGCCCCAUCUGGAGGUUUCCUGGUAGGUGGGAAAAUUUCUCUUCUGCCCAAGGAGGGGAACGCAGAGAGCUUUUAAAUGUCGAAGAAGAAAACCGCUGCAUGGCUCCCCCAGCCCUAGUUCAGCAGCAGCCCAAGUCCUCAAGGGGAAAGCAGGAGCCAUGCUCCUCUCCUUCACCCAGCCUGGCUCUGCACCUCCUUUGUUCCACGGAUUCAUCGAGCCUCAAGUUCAAGUUCAGAAUCUCCUACUCCUCGCGUUAUAGGACUCACUGAUGCAGGUCCACGAUCGUUCGGAUAAUAACACGUGAUGGAAUAAAAAGGUGAGGUUUGGACCUGGGGGUUCAGACUCGGCUAUCCCUGUCCAGAGUGGAGAGGAGGCGAUACACAGAGGUGCAGGGCGGGGUCCAUUCAGGCUGAUUAGACUUGAGAUUGGGGUGAGGGAACAUGAAGUGAUUCCCAGAACCUUCUAGUGCUUUUGCUCUGGGCCAAACAGAGCUUCCUAUGGUAGGUAGUCUUUGUAUUUGAUUUUUAUUUGCUUAUGUAGAUGUGUAUGUAUAUGUAUUUAUUGUCGUUUGGGUAAAA
Molecule: messenger RNA, 4050 nt
Organism: Echinops telfairi (small Madagascar hedgehog)
Lineage: Eukaryota; Metazoa; Chordata; Mammalia; Afrosoricida; Tenrecidae
Gene: RNFT2
Product: ring finger protein, transmembrane 2
Exons: 11
Coding region: 211-1563 (450 amino acids)
Biological process (GO): positive regulation of ERAD pathway
Molecular function (GO): ubiquitin protein ligase activity
Source: RefSeq, a predicted model, not a curated record